CCUGGGAACUCCCAAAAGCAGCCCUCCUCUUCAGAAACCAGACACUGGGGCCUGGAAUCACUCCCCUCUCCCAAAUCCAGGAAUGCACGUUCCCUCAACCAUCAGGACACUGGGCUCCCUGUGCACUCCGCUCGCUUUGCUGCUCACUUUCGGGGCUCCUUCUCCUUGCACUUAAUGAAGAUUGGGGCGCUAGCUUCGCGGCCGUCUCAGACAUGCUGCAAUGUGUGAACGGAGACCGGCGCACGCGUCUUCCCUUUUUGAUUCCCAUCCUUUGCAUUGUGUCUUCUUGCCUUGGGGAACAUGUCCAGCAGGAAGAUGUCCACUUUCUGCACAACAGCAAAGACCAUCUUACCAGGAACUUACCUCCAUCGUAUGAACUGGUGGAUCCCGUCAAGGUAGACGAGUACGGCAACUUCCUAUCCUAUACCUUAACCCAUCAUGAAAGUCUUAAACGAAGAAAACGGGACAUCUGGUCCGAGAAGGUGCACUACAGGAUUCGUCAGGGAACUAAGGAUUUGUAUUUGAACUUGACCGUCAAUGAAGGAUUUCUAUCUGAUAACUAUAUUCUUGAAAGAAGAACUGGAAACCAGAGUGGAGUAAGGAUUACCCCUCGAUCGGGACUGUCCUGCCAUCUCACCGGCACGGUCCAAGAACCUGAUAUCGGGAUCGGUUACGCAGCUAUAAGUGCUUGCAAUGGACUGGCCGGAUUUUUCCGUCUCCCCCACGGAGAUUAUUUCAUUGAACCUUUGCAUAAUAAAGAAGCUGCAGGGAGGCAGCAUAAGCAUAUAAUGUACAAGAGAGAAGCGGCUCACCAGCGGCGGCGGCGGCGGCACAGAGACCUUCACUCUGCUGGGAACCAGUCGUGUGGACUAAUUGAUGAUUUCAGCUUUGUUCUUCAGCUUGAACGCCAAAGGGAGAAAUGGGAGAGAACGCAUCUGAAGCACAGAAGAAUUUCACCGCGGUCAGUCAGCGAAGAACGAUGGGUGGAAACUCUUGUGGUUGCGGACACCAAAAUGAUUGAGUAUCAUGGCAGUGAGAGCAUAGAAUCGUACAUCUUUACUGUGAUGAAUAUGGUAUCCGGAUUGUUCCACGAUCCAAGUAUUGGUAAUGCAAUCCACAUAAAAGUGGUGCGGGUCAUUCUGCUCGAAGAGGAAGAGGAAGGCCUGAAGAUUGUCCACCAUGCUGAUCAGACUUUGACCAGUUUCUGUAAAUGGCAAAAAAGCAUAAACCCGAAAAGUGAUUCUCAUCCGGCACAUCACGACGUGGCUGUAUUAUUAACGAGGAAGGACAUUUGUGCGGGUAGAAACAGUCCAUGUGAAACUCUGGGCUUGUCCCACCUGUCAGGCAUGUGUCAGCCAUUCAGAAGCUGCAACAUCAAUGAAGACACUGGGCUUCCCAUGGCAUUUACCAUCGCCCAUGAGAUUGGACACAGCUUUGGAAUCCAGCAUGACGGACAGGGGAACGACUGUGAAUCAACAGGAGGACCUCCAUACAUAAUGUCCCGACAACUGCAAUAUGACACCUCGCCGCUGACAUGGUCUCCCUGCAGCAAGGAAUACAUCACCCGGUUUUUAGAUCGAGGAUGGGGAUCCUGUCUUGAUGACUUACCAGCGAAGAAAGACUUUAAGCUUCCGUUGAUUGCCCCGGGAGUGCUAUAUGAUGUCAAUCACCAGUGCCAGCUACAGUACGGACCCAACGCCACCUACUGUGAAUUAGUGGAUAACGUCUGCCAGACUUUAUGGUGUUCAGUAAAGGAUUUGUGCAGAUCCAAACUUGAUGCUACAGCAGAUGGGACCAGAUGUGGCGAGAAAAAGUGGUGCAUCAAUGGCGCAUGUGUUACUGUAGGGAAACAACCAGACACUGUAAAUGGAGGCUGGGGGUCAUGGACAUUUUGGUCGCACUGUACAAGAACGUGUGGAGCCGGGGUACAGAGUGCAGAAAGGAAAUGUAACAACCCUGAGCCAAAGUUUGGAGGGAAAUAUUGUACAGGAGAAAGGAAGCGCUACAGAAUGUGUAAAACCAACCCAUGUCCUAAGAACCAGCCGUCCUUCCGCCAGAUGCAGUGCGCAGAGUUCGAUUCUCUGCUGUAUAAAAAUGAGCUGCAUACGUGGUACCCCAUAUAUAACACAGCUAAUCCCUGUGAACUUCACUGCCGAAAUGCAGAAGGCAAUUUCGCUGACAAGCUGCUUGACUCAGUCAUUGACGGAACGCCGUGUUUCGAGGGGACUGACAGCCGCGACGUCUGCAUUAAUGGCAUGUGUAAGAGCGUGGGCUGUGACUAUGAAAUAAAUUCCAAUGCCACUGAAGACCGAUGUGGACUAUGCAUGGGAGAUGGAUCUAGCUGCCAGACAGUCAGGAAAACAUUCAAUCAAAGUGAAGGAUUUGGUUACGUGGAUAUCGGUAUUAUUCCCAAAGGCGCCAGGGCAAUAAAAAUAGAAGAGGUUGCUGCUGCAGGAAAUUUCCUGGUGCUCAGAAGCGAAGACCCUGAAAAAUAUUACUUGAACGGCGGAUUCAUCAUACAAUGGAUGGGUGACUACAAGGUGGCCGGGACGAGGUUUCAUUACGAGAGGAGCGGAGAUCUGGAGAACCUCACAGCUCCGGGGCCCACCAACGAGUCACUCUGGAUCCAGCUUCUGUUUCAGGAAAACAACCCAGGGGUUAAAUACGAAUACAUCAUACAGAAAGAUGUAAUCUCGGACAAUGAGGUUGAGGUUGUGUAUGCCUGGAGGUACGGAAGCUGGUCAGAUUGCAGCACCACGUGUGGAGCUGGCCUUCAGCGCCAGGUUGCCAGAUGUGUUAGCAAAGGAAAAGGAGUGGUGAAAAAUACAUUCUGUGACCCAAAUGAGCAUCCAAUGCCAAGGCAGAAGAAGUGCAACCUACAGGACUGCCCCGCAAGGUGGUGGAUGGGGGAAUGGCAGGAAUGCUCUGCUACCUGUGGCCCAACCGGUGAAAAGAAGAGAACAGUCCUUUGUAUCAGGACAGUGGGAGCCGAUGAGCAAGCUCUGCCAUCUGAGGACUGCCACCAUCUCACCAGACCCAAAAGCUAUAUAUCCUGCAACAGAGAUAUCUCAUGUCCAUCUGACUGGUCCGUGAGCAACUGGACAGAGUGUUCUGUUACAUGUGGAGGUGGUAUACGAACCCGUAAUGUGACAUGUGCAAAAUAUAAUAAUGAAUCCUGUGACCCUUCGAAGAAACCCUAUUCGAAAGCCCUCUGUGGACUUCAGCAAUGCUCACUCCAGAAAAGGCCAGCCCAACUUCCUCUGAAUACAAGAAUCUCUGAACAAACCAUCAAAAUCUAUCCCAAGAUUUCAGACGGACCUAAGAAACGCUUCUUUCUACUAAAAAAAAAUCCCAGAUUUGCUGCUUCUACUAAAGCUCCUACGAAAAGUGUGGAGACCACAGCAACAUCUGCUACAGCUUCACAGCUCCCUCCAGUAAACUCUUUAGAAGAUGAUUUUCAAAUCUAUGACAUUCCAAACUCACCCAAUUUUAUUGUGUCUAAAAUAUAACUUGUCCUUGUGUCUAGUAAUAGGAAGAAAGUUGGUGCCAAUGUGACAAAAAUUCCACCAAGCCCCAAAGAAUUGAAUGAGAGCCUCAUAAUAACUAAUGAUAAUGUAACACAAAGAGGCCUUGACUUGGUAUUCAAUGCCACCAGCUCUCCACCCAACCCUACUCUAGAAGUAACACCAAGAUACGACUUUCUGACUCAAGAACCAGAAACCCAGACACACUUUGAGGAAAGUGAUGGACCAACAGACGAGCCUGAUAUCUACUAUGAUGCUGAAAAUGAUAAUAUCAUUGAGUCUAGAAGUAAGAGACACAAGGGUAGGGUCAAGGCUUCACCAGGAGAAUCACACUACCACCACCAGACCAACCUCAAUCUUCACUCUAGUAUGGUCUCAACAGAAUUUUCAAGAUCUCCCAGCCCGGUUGCAACAACUGAAAGUCCCCCUGAGAGUUCUUCAUAUGAGGAUUUUAAUGAGCAGGAUCCAGAAAUGAUAGACUUGGCCAACCAUGAUCAGCUGCCAACACCUAGCUUAAAUACCUCCCAUGAGGUAUCUCCAGACAUAAAUUUGUCCUAUAACCAGAGUAUACUGAAUUCUACAACUAGCGGAAACAUUACAGAGCCAUCUGAGAAUAAGACGAGCCCCAUCUACUGGAUAGUGGGUGACUGGAGCGAGUGCUCCACCACAUGCGGCUUGGGGGCCUUCUGGAGAAAUGUGGAAUGUAGCACAGGAAAUGAAGCUGACUGUGGACGCAUUAAAAAACCGGAUCCUGCCAGAAGAUGUCACCUCCGUCCAUGUGCGCACUGGAGAACCGGGAACUGGUCCAAGUGCUCUACUAACUGUGGUGGUGGAUUCAUGACCAGGGAGAUCCAGUGCAUUGAUGUCCGUGAAAAUCGACUUCUGCGACCAUUUCAUUGCCAGUCUCCCGGACACAGCCCGCUGCAGAACACUUCAUGUAAUCCGGAGCCGUGUCUGUCGUGGCUUGCCAAACCGUGGAGUGAGUGUUCAAAGACAUGUGGGAACGGCAUCCGUCAACGGGAAGUCUUCUGCCCCAAGGACAAUCGAUGCGACCUGAAAAAGAGCCCAGUCAUUACAUUAAACUGUAGCCUGGACCCUUGUGUCUACUGGGAAACAAGCAAUUGGACAGAGUGUUCGGCAUCAUGUGGGGAAGGCGUCCAACAAAGAACCGUGCAGUGUUUCGAUACCGAUAAUAACCGGACUGUGAACCACAGUUUCUGCCAAAAAGAACCUAAGCCUCAGGAAAGUAAAGAGUGUCAUCUCCAGGAAUGCUCUAAAAUCCCAGAUGUAUCCUGCAAAAAUGACAAGCUGUCAAUUAAUUUCUGCAACACUGUGAAAAAUGUCGGGAAAUGUUCUUUGAAAGCCAUUCAGUCACAGUGCUGCUUCACAUGUGCAAGAAAAGAUGAUUUUCUUCAAGGAGGCUAAGUCAUUGUUUUGAUCAAACCCGUUCACAUGCUGCGUACAGCGAUAUCUAAUGGUGACCCUCACGUGACCCUCAUGUGCAACACGACAUCCAGGAACUGGUACAGAAGGAUUUAUUUCCAACUGGAGGACAAUUCCAUUUACUGCCAGGAGGGCUCGUUGUUUAUGUCAUCCCGAUGGUUGGUGCACAGAG
Molecule: messenger RNA, 5139 nt
Organism: Bufo bufo (common toad)
Lineage: Eukaryota; Metazoa; Chordata; Amphibia; Anura; Bufonidae
Gene: ADAMTS12
Product: ADAM metallopeptidase with thrombospondin type 1 motif 12
Biological process (GO): extracellular matrix organization; proteolysis
Cellular component (GO): extracellular matrix
Molecular function (GO): metalloendopeptidase activity
Source: RefSeq, a predicted model, not a curated record